CCGCUGACAUCAUUUUGUAGCGCCAGGUCGAGACAUAAAACAGCUGUUGAUCUUUCAUUCACCACACGGAACUCUAAUAAUUUUUUUAGGAUGGCCCACAUUCAUGUAGACCUUAUGUACUUUUGCUUGAAUAUAGCAUACCUGCCUCUUACUAGCAGCUUAGCACGUAAGUUUAACUCUUUAACCUGACACUUUUCAGAUGAAGCAGUAGAGGGCCCAUACAUGACAACCUCUUUCUCCGUUAUAUUUAUUUAUUUUCUCACUUCACAUAAUACUCCAUCCCCCCAUCCUUUAAUACGUUGGAUACCUACCUAGUACCCCAGGCUUUAUGUUGGACAACAUAGCCUUAACCAUCUCCUUAUACUGGUAGAAAGCCAUGGCGUCCAGAUUUAAAAGCCUUUUAUUACUAGGAGCAGUUGCCGCCAAUGUGCUGGGUCAAGAAACCAUUAGCGAUGAUAGAACCACCGCAACUGGGUCUACACUCAGUAUUAGCGAAGUCCAGACUCCGACAGGCCCCUAUCAAUCGCCAACCACCCAGGUAACAUUGGGAACAGAUAUGGGAUCUAUGGAUAAUGGAGCUACUUCUAUGGCCUCCGACAAUGCUACUUCUAGGUCAACAAUCCAGUCAACGAGCGAAACAGUAACCUUCCUAACCGGCUCCGCUGUAUCGACGACAACCUUGGCCGGAAACUUCUCUUCUAGCUCUACGUCUUCAGCCACACCUCAAGUAACGAAUACGCAGCCGUGUAAUAACUAUCCAGAAUUUUGCAAUCGGAAAUAUAGUAACAUCACCCACGUUGCUUGCCACAACUCCCCUUUCGUCACACCCAACAACCUUGCCGCGAAUCAACAGUACGACGUCACGGCACAGUUGAACGAUGGUGUCCGGUUUAUCCAAGCACAAAUACAGUGGCCGACUGGUGGAAAUGAACCGCACUUUUGUCACACGUCUUGCGAUAUUCUUGAUGCCGGUCCCAUCACUGAUUGGCUUACCCAAGUCAAGAACUGGGUCGCAUCUCAUCCGUACGAUGUUGUCACUGUUCUCUUAGGGAAUGGAAACUAUUCUGUGCCUAGUCUCUAUGUCCCAUACAUAGAACAAACCGGUAUAUUACGUUAUGUCUACACGCCUCCGUAUGCUCCCAUGACUCUAAAUGAUUGGCCUACCUUGAGCGAGAUGGUCUUGAUGGGUAAACGAGUUGUGAUGUUCAUGGAUUAUAUGGCGAACCAAACAGAGUACCCAUGGCUCCUAGACGAGUUCUCGCAGAUGUGGGAAACUCCCUUCGACCCCGUCGACCAGAGCUUCCCCUGUACCGUACAACGCCCACCAGACUUGUCCAGCGACGAUGCCAAGAACAGACUAUAUAUGAUCAACCACAAUCUGAACAUUGAACUUACCAUCCUCGGAGCCGACAUGCUAGUGCCGGCCCGAACGGAGCUAAACGUGACAAACAAUGUCACCGGCUUCGGCAGUCUCGGCGUCUCAGCCAACAACUGCCGCAGCGACUGGGGCCGCGCCCCCAACUUCCUCAACGUCGACUAUUACGAACAAGGAGGUUACGCUGGCUCCGUCUUCGAAGUCGCCGCCCAGAUGAACAACGUCACCUACGACCGCGCCUGCUGCGGUAUGGCCACAAACGGCGCCGAGAAGCUCCUCACCAGCGGAGGUAUAUACUCGUUACUUAUGAUGGCAAUGUUCUGGGCUUUUCUAUAGAUGGUAGUUGGUAGUUGGUAGUAAAAUAAGGUUAAGCGUCUUAUAGUAAGCAUCAAUUCCCUAGGGCAGGUCAUUGCAGCGGCGGUUUGACGGCGUUUUUAUAUAUUUUAUAUUUUUAGAUAAUUUGUUCAUUGAGAUACUAUCUAUAGACGGGGACGUAUACCUACCUACCUAAAUACUCAGCUACGUUAUAUAAGAGGAGACUUCCAAAACAUACAUUGGUUAGAGAAGGUAGUAGAUAUUCUGGAAUCAGUUGGCUCGCGACUUGUGUAAUGCUUUUGCUCUUUCUUCUUUCUUGCCUUUCGGUUUAGACAGCUUGGUAUUAGGGAGGUACCGUAGUGGGAACCCCCUACUCGCGAGAAUCCCUACAAGAUAAAAGAAGAAUCAUUCUUCAGGUUUGAGAUCAUCUCUCUCGGUUUC
Molecule: messenger RNA, 2131 nt
Organism: Hypoxylon fragiforme
Lineage: Eukaryota; Fungi; Ascomycota; Sordariomycetes; Xylariales; Hypoxylaceae
Product: PLC-like phosphodiesterase
Exons: 3
Coding region: 377-1711 (444 amino acids)
Biological process (GO): lipid metabolic process
Molecular function (GO): phosphoric diester hydrolase activity
Source: RefSeq, a predicted model, not a curated record